Molecule: messenger RNA, 1566 nt
Organism: Abrus precatorius (Indian licorice)
Lineage: Eukaryota; Viridiplantae; Streptophyta; Magnoliopsida; Fabales; Fabaceae
Exons: 2
Coding region: 1-1566 (521 amino acids)
Source: RefSeq, a predicted model, not a curated record
AUGGGUACGAUUGGUGGAGUACCUGAAACGCAAUUUGCGUUUGGAGCUUUGAGUGGGGAUUCACUUCCUACUAGCUCAUUUUCAAAUGUUGCCUUACAUUCCAUGAGGCAACAAAUGGAUGAAAGCAAUCACGAGAUGGUCAAUAUGCUGACUCAUCAAAUGACCACUGUGUUGAAUCCCAUAGUGGAAACGACUAAUACCAGCUAUCAAAUUUUGGCUGAACAAAUGCGUCGAAUUGCUGACGUUUUUGGGGCACUUCGAGUCCCUAUAAGGCAAGGGCAAAAUGUUGCCCAAACAUCUAAUCAAGAUGCUACAAAUCUUGGUCGAAAUGUUUUUGCUCGAAAUCCAAAUGCUCAAUUUGAGCAAAUUGGUCGAAAUCUCGACCAAAAUCUUUUGAGACAAAAUGAGGGUGAUUUCCAGGGAAAUCAACCCUUUAUUAUUGCUCGAAAUCAGAAUGCUGAUGAAAUACUUGAGCAAGUUAGGAAAAAUAAUGUAGGGGGGCAUCAAAUUCAAUAUCCAAACAACCCGAAUCCUCAAAAUAUUGCCAAUGUAGUCGAACAAGUCCUGAAUCAACAUGGGUUCGACGUAGGGUAUGCUAAUAGACCCUACUUUGUCUCAGCAUUCUCUGAGGCAAUUUUGCAGGCUGAACUGCCUCGGGGUUGGAAAGUCCCAAAAUUCACUAAAUUUGCCGGAGAUUCCGGUGAAUCUACAGUAGAACAUAUAGCUAGAUACGCCAUAGAAUGUGGAGAUUUAGCUCGAAAUGAAGAUUUAAAGUUAAAGUACUUUCCUAGUUCUUUGACUAAGGGGGCCUUUACCUGGUUCACAACCUUACCCCCGAAUUCAAUUCAUAAUUGGAAUCAAUUAGAAAGAAGGUUUCAUGAACAAUUCUUUCGUGGUGAAUCGAAAGUUAGCUUAAUGGAUUUAGUUAAUAUAAAAAGAAUACAUCAUGAAUCCAUUGAUGAUUAUCUAAGUAGAUUUCGACAAAUGAGGUCGAGAUGUUUUACUCAAAUUCCAGAAUAUGAACUAGUCCAAAUGGCUAUAGGCGGAUUAGAGUACUCGAUUAGAAAGAAAUUGAUUAAUCAGCAGUUAAGAGACAUGUCACAGUUAGCGACGAGAGUGAGGCAAAUCGAGCAACUUAAGGCUGAAAAAUUUGUCCCUAAGAAAAUAGAGAAAUUUCCUCGAAAAGACAAAGUGGCUUACAUAGGUCUCGCUGAAGGAGAAAUAGGAAGCGAGAAUGAUCUCGACGAAGAUGUCGAUUUAGGGGUAAAUGAGGUAAAUGUAGCUGAAUUAAAACUAGGACCCCCUUAUGUUUGCCAGUCUUUAAAACCACUCAAAAUUAAGGACAAAACUCGACCUAAUAAGAGUUAUGCCUUUGAUGUAUCUAAAGCUGAUCAUAUUUUUGACAUUUUAUUGAAGGAUGGGCAAAUUAUAUUAUCUGAUGAUCAUAAAAUCCCUACUGUAGAACAAAGAAAGGGUCGAAAAAAGUUUCAUCAUGUUUAUGGUCAUUGGACUAAUAACUGUGUUCGUUUCAGGGAUCUUAUUCAGGACGCCAUUAAGCAAGGAUGA